AUGUUCCUCUCAAAUGACACCAAGUUCCAUCCCUCCUUUUUCCUCUUGCUGGGAAUCCCAGGCCUCGAAGAGAUGCACGUUUGGAUCGGGUUUCCUUUCUUUUCUGUAUAUUUGAUUGCCCUUGUGGGGAACAUCACUGUCCUGUGGGUGAUCAAGAAUGAGCACAGCCUUCACCAGCCCAUGUUUUACUUCUUAGCUAUGUUAGCCUCGAUUGAUCUGGGUCUGUCCACAUCUACUAUCCCCAAGAUGCUGGGCAUAUUCUGGUUUAAUUUAAAGGAAAUCAGCUUUGAGGGCUGCAUCACUCAGAUGUUCUUUAUUCACAUGUUCACUGCCAUGGAGACAGUCGUGCUGGUGGCCAUGGCCUUCGACCGUUAUGUGGCCAUCUGCAAUCCUCUGAGAUACAGCCUGAUUCUCACUGACAGGACUAUUGGCCUCAUCCUGGUGGUGGUACUGGGUGUCAAUUUCAUUUUGGUGGUUCCUCUGGUAUUUCUCGUCUUGAGGCUCCCUUUCUGUGGACACAAUGUAAUCUCUCACACAUAUUGUGAGCACAUGGGAAUUGCUCGGCUAGCCUGUGCCAACAUCAAGGUAAACAUGAUAUUUGGAUUAAUUCUGAUUUCAAUGGUGUUUGUUGAUGUGGUACUAAUUGCUAUCUCCUACAUGAAAAUACUCCGAGCUGUCUUCUCCCUUCCUUCUCAGGAUGCACGACUCAAAGCAUUUAACACCUGUGGCUCCCAUAUCUGUGUUAUUCUUGCCUUUUUCACUCCAGCCUUUUUCUCCUUCAUGACUCACCGGUUUGGCAGGAAGGUGCCUGCAUACAUUCACAUCCUCCUGGCCAAUCUGUAUGUUGUUGUUCCACCUGCCCUUAACCCUGUUAUCUACGGAGUGAGAACUAAACAGAUUCGGGACUGUGUUUCAAAUAUCUUCCUGAAAAAAGUCUGA
Molecule: messenger RNA, 939 nt
Organism: Erinaceus europaeus (western European hedgehog)
Lineage: Eukaryota; Metazoa; Chordata; Mammalia; Eulipotyphla; Erinaceidae
Product: olfactory receptor 52E4-like
Exons: 1
Coding region: 1-939 (312 amino acids)
Biological process (GO): G protein-coupled receptor signaling pathway
Cellular component (GO): membrane
Molecular function (GO): G protein-coupled receptor activity; olfactory receptor activity
Source: RefSeq, a predicted model, not a curated record